Volvox carteri f. nagariensis is the source of this 447-nucleotide messenger RNA. RefSeq lists its product as uncharacterized. The record is from RefSeq and is a predicted model, not a curated record. Lineage: Eukaryota; Viridiplantae; Chlorophyta; Chlorophyceae; Chlamydomonadales; Volvocaceae. The transcript is spliced from 6 exons. Bases 1 to 447 code for a protein of 148 amino acids.
AUGAUACUCGUCAUUACUACAACGGAACUGGACCGGACGGAUGUGAAACUCAUGUUUGAAGGGCAUCACGUUCUGGCGCCACUCGAUGCGUCCCCAACAAGCAUUUAUGAUAUGUCAUUCACAGAUGGCAACGGCAAAGAAGCUGUGAUUGAGGAGGCCUGGAAGCAUGCUGAUGCGGGUGCUCCCCCCAACGGCAUCAACCUCAUCGAGAAAGUUCAAGGCCUGCACUACGAUGAGCGUAAGCCCUCUCGGCCUUUCUACAACUUACAUUGGCCGCAGGCUGCAGCCUGGGCCAGAUUUGCUAAUGAAAAGCAGAGAGGUCAUCAAGAAAGCAAGUUCAGCAGACCAGUGUCCCCAUGCACUGUCCAGCAAGUUCAGCAGACCAGUGUCCCCAUGCACUGGCUAAGGCACCACUCCACCAUUCACCCUGCUCCACAGUUCUGGUAG